Molecule: messenger RNA, 552 nt
Organism: Candidula unifasciata
Lineage: Eukaryota; Metazoa; Mollusca; Gastropoda; Stylommatophora; Geomitridae
Source: the annotation of a GenBank genome assembly
AUGCCACCUAAAGAGCGAAAAAUUGCGUUUAUGGGAUUCAGAUCAGUUGGCAAAUCAUCCUUGAUCAUUCAGUACGUCGAGAACCAGUUUGUGGACUCUUAUGACCCAACUAUAGAAAACACAUUUGCCAAGCAUACCAGAGUUGGUGGUCAGGAGUAUGACCUGCAUGUAGUGGACACGGCUGGACAAGAUGAAUAUUCAGUUAUACCACAGUCCUACUUUAUUAACAUCAACGGUUAUGUGCUAGUUUAUUCAGUCAACUCCCACAAAAGCUUUGAGGUGGUCAAGCAUGUAUAUGACAAGAUUAUAGACAUGAAAGGACGAAUGACGGUACCCAUUGUGCUUGUAGGAAACAAAAAAGAUCUACGUUUUGAAAGGGUCAUAUCUGAGGAGGAAGGAAGACGUGUGGCUGAGUCUUGGAAAGUACCAUUUCUAGAAGCUUCAGCUAAAGAGAAUUCGUCGGUGAAAGAGAUCUUCGACACCAUAUUGAACACCAUGAAGCAAAAAGAGAAUGGUGAAACGACGGAGAAGAGCAGCUGUCUUCUAUCGUAG